AUGUACCAUGAUCUCAAGCGGUAUUAUCACUGGGUCGGGAUGAAGAGAGAUGUGGUUGAUUGGGUCUCAAAAUGCAACACGUGUUCGUUGGUUAAGGCUGAGCAUCAGGUUGCAGGUGGUCUUCUGCUGAGUUUGCCCAUUCCAGAGUGGAAGUGGGAUAGGAUCACGAUGGAUUUUGUUGUGGGAUUACCUAUCUGGCGGACCUACGAUACUAUCUGCGUGAUUAUGGACCGGUUGACUAAGUCAGCAAAUUUUCUGACCAUUAAGAAGAUAGAUGGAGCGGCUGUUUUUGGCUAA
Messenger RNA from Microthlaspi erraticum, 297 nucleotides. NCBI's taxonomy places the organism in Eukaryota, Viridiplantae, Streptophyta, Magnoliopsida, Brassicales, Brassicaceae. The record is from the annotation of a GenBank genome assembly.